AUGUCUCAUUCGGACUCUCAUCGUCCACCCAUCCAAGAUGCCCCGUCAACUCCCCCUCUCAAGCAAACUCCUCCGCCUGCUUCCGACCAAACCUACACCGAGGAUUCCAAGUCGCGAGACCAAGGCAGUCUCAGUAAUCUUCCAGAAACCAAAAGAAUCGACGACCGGAGUCGUCCGAAUGAUCUGAUUCAUGACAAAGUGCAUUCACUUAGCAAGGAUUGGCUGGCUGGUAUCAGGGCCGAUUUCCUUGAAAUCCAAGAGCUCAUGAACACCAACCAGCAGAUCGCCCAAGACUUCAGCGAUUGGGUUGAAGCUGGUGCUGCAAGUGUUUCAACGCAGCCGAUCAACGCGCACAUUUUCAAUCCAUUGACCUUUUGCUGUAUAUACCAGGUCGAUUCGUUGGUCCGUCAGGAGAAAGUAUUGAGGGAAAAGUUGUCGGAUAUACAUUUCCUCGAAACCCAAGCUGGUCGCUACAGAACGAGACCGUAUGCUGAAUUGAGAGUUGAAUCCGUGGCCGAAGCAGAGGCUUCAUGUGUGAAGGUGCGGGGUUUGCCGGAGUACAUAUUCGAACAUUUGAGACUCUUUGCCUUUCCGUCGGCCUCGCCAUCAGGUUCCACUGGUAUUCCGGUGCCGGUCUCGGCCAAGAAUGAAACCAACCACUGCUCCGACUUGCUCGACUUCUCACUACCAAGUCGGCCCCAACCGGUCCACCCAUCACUCCCGCUCCUUCACCUCCUCCAACAUAGAAAACUCAGUCGGCACAACAGCAACAAACCCACAGGUAGGACGGAGGCACCCCCACACAGCCCAGCAGGAGUCAUACUAAUCGUCAGCUAUCGUUCGAUCAGUUGCUAUUCCCUUCUGCUCAUCGGCCCACCCCAAUCAAUCAGGCCGUCGAUCUAUCCGAUCAUCAAUCGCAAAGAACUUCCAGUCAUCUCUCAACCACAGCAGCAGUUCAAACAUCAGAAGUCGCAUCCAUCCCAUCAUCCAUCAACCUCUCAACCAUCAAACUCAAUCCAUUCCCUUUCGAGAUCAUCAUAUAAUACUCAUCACCACUUGUCAAACCCAACUCCGCCCCUCCGAGUCGGCCUACCCGUGAUUUGCGUUGCUCGUGCACAUCAGCCUACUCAUCGUCAUCACCACCACCAUCGGUCAGAUUCGCACCACCAUUCUCAUCUCAAGCAACUCGUCGCCAUCGCCAGUAGGACUGAGAUCAGAAUUCUUGAGCUCAUCAAUCAGAAUCAUUCUCUUCCUUUUGAAUACACCCGUCGCCACCCCCACUCUAGCUUUAGUCCAUCUCCAGGUGCUCAUACCAGGGCCGAAACGCGGCCUUCGUUUCCUUCCCGCUCCCUUGACUCAAGUACCACGUUCGAGGAUCGGCUUGCCAUCAAGACCAAUGCUGAACUUGGGCCAUCUUAUGGGGUCUCCGAUCUGGGCUGGGGUUAUGCUAGUACAGCCUCCCAUUUGGCUACCGGGUGUACGAAUGGUUCUAUCGUCAUCUGGGAUAUCAACCAUCCCAUAACUCAGGAUCCCAUUCAACGUCACCGUUCACUCACUCUCGAUCAUGCGCACAAUCGCGCAAUCAACAAAAUUACGUUUGCUGGACCAACUGGCCAUUGGAUCGCAUCGGGCGGUCAAGAUAGCCUCGUUAAAAUCUGGGAUAUCCGCGAAGGUUCAAGGCCGACGAUGACGCUCACUACUCACACCGAUCCUGUGCGUCAGUUGAGGUUUUUCCCGGACCGAACCGUCAAUCCGUUCGAUUUAUUCGUGCUCACAGACUCUGGAACCCUCUCGCACUUUGAUCUACGUCAAGAAAAGAGUUGCGUCACUCGGCGAGUGGCCCAUGCGUCUACUGGUGUUGGACUAGACUGGCUCAGUGAUGGAUACAAUAGCAUGUUAGCAUCGGCUGGUGCCGACGGGUUUGUCAAAAUUUGGAAUAUGGCCGAGUCUAUCCUUCCAAGCACCGCGAUGCGUACCCUAGUGGUUGGACGGUCGAUUUGUGGUAUGGCGUGGCGUCCAGGAUAUUCUACACAGCUGGCAAUCACUCCAAGUUCAGUCAUGGCCGAUCUGGAACAACACGGCUAUCUAGAUUACGAGCGUGGUCCCAGCUCGGCCAUCAGCUCGAAUUAUUCAGAUGAUCUGAUCCUCAACAAAGGGCUAAGUGCUACCGGUGCUAGCUCAGUGUCGGAUGUUGCAAGCGAAUCUAACCACGCGGGAGGGGGGCGACAUAGUGAAAUCUUACUAUGGGACAUCAGGCGCCCAUAUGUUCCCGAGAUGAUUAUUCGGGGCCGUGACGGGCCUGCUUCCGGUAAUGUUUGGCUCUCGGCUGAUCUCUUGCUGACUAUUCAUAAACGAACUUCAGCCAUUGUGCAACAUGACAUAGGCCAAUCCCAAGCCAAGUACGCCGACGAACUUCCCUCGCAGGCUAUGGCUGUCUCAAAGGAAGGGUCACUAUGUUUUUCUAUGAGCAGCAACAAUGUUGAUAGCCGCUCAAAUGUUGAAGAAGAACCCGGGUCUGCUAUGGUCCACUCGAUCGAUGAACUCCAACCUCCCCACAAAUUCGAGUUCCUCGCUCUAAAUUACAAAUUUGAAGAUGACUCCUUUGAAAGCGUAUGCGAGCACAACGCCAACCUUUGCCGCCGAGUGGGCCAACCCGAGCUGUGGCAGCUAUGGAUGGCAAUCAAACUGUGGUUCACCCCUCAAGUAUCGGCUGCUCUUAUAGUAGCACACGACAUGGCUUUAGGUGCCAAUGGGAAUGACGAACGUGCGGUUGCGAUGGCAAUGCGGAGAGUUUUGAAAGAGGAAAGUAGCGACGAGGGCGAGAUGGAUUAUAAUCAAUCUGGCGGUGACUUUGAAAGCAGCUGCGGCAGACGUUCUCCCAGUCAAGAUCAAGCGUCUCGACAGAAUUCAACUGGUGGAAGUAGAACUUGUAGUGGAGAUAUGCGCUCUAAGAGAGAAGAGUCCCUUGACAGAUCCGAAACUCGCUCUCCUCUCCCAAAAACUGAUCACGACCAAGGGCAUCGCCCAAAGCUUUCGUUGUCAGGUUUAGCCCUGCCCUCCGUACUCGACCCCGGUGAACUAUUGCGGGGAGGACAAUCAUUAAACCGCUCGAGCUCAGCUACAACACCCAAGGCUCAGAUGCGUUCCUUCCUCAACAAUGUCACUUCAAAUACUGCCGUUGAAGGCUCAGCGGAUCCAGCUCGUCGCCGACCAGCUCCGUUGCGAUCUCUAGCCAUUGACUGCGACUCACCAAUAUCAUCUCCAGAUACUGAAGGACCUAGAAGAUCAAUUGCCCACCGGGGAAUCGAGAGAACCCCAGACGGGCGUCUCAACCCUGCUUGGAGAAGAAGCAUGUCGAAGGAUCGUAUUGCAGCCAAGAUGCAUGCUAGAGGAGCCUCGUUUAAUGAACUCGGUAGCUUGAUCCAAGCGAUUGGAGUAGGAAAACUGUUAUCUGAGAAGAAGGGGGAAGAUUGGAAGAAUCAAGAGGAGAAAAUGUCGGUAGAAAUCCAGAUGAGAGAAUCGAUUUUAAAGCUUGUUAAAAAUGAGGUCGAGUUCAACGGGAAUGUUCAAUUAGGAGUCUACGUCAUCGGAGUCCUGAAAGGCUAUCAUCAUGCUCACGAGACUCACGAAGAAGAGUCGAAUCAUCACAAUAACAAUAACCACACCAAAAACGGGUUGCGGGUGAUUGGAAUUGAAAAAGAGUUAUUAGAAGAUCGAUUCAAAAGUUGGGGUAGGGUUUAUCUUAAGUCUUUGACACGGCAUCCUUCGCUUUUGGUGGUCGCCUCGGAAAUCAAAAAAAAGUUUUCCUGCUUGAUUUCCAAAGAACUCGAGGAUCAAUCAUUGAGGAUUUUGAAGCUGAAUCCAACAUGCGGCAAUUGCGGCAAGGUCCUGAUGAACUCGGUCUUACCGAGUCAUCCAUUACCAUCCAUCAACAGUAAUAGCAAUCAGCAAUCCCUAACGAUGAUGAUGAUGUUAAACAAUCAUAAGAAGAAGAUGCUACUGAAUAAUCAUCAGAAUCAGACUAAUAAUAGCCAUAGACAUUUGAAAUGCGACAAAUGUCAAGUUAAUGUCUUGAAAUGUUGUUUUUGCCAUGAAUCGAUUAAGUUCGAGCCAUUGAUAUGGUGCUUGAAGUGUGGACAUGGGAUCCAUUCAAAUUGUUUAAACAGGAUCAAAACUAACACGACAUCUAAAUCAACUGAAGAGGAAGCAGACCCGUCGCAAAACCCUUCGACUCAUCCACUUGGGCUAGAAGCUCCGCAGAACUACCACCCUGGUCCUGAAAGCAUGAAUGCAUUGAGUCGGAAGCCCGAUUCGUUCUCUUCUUCAGCUACCACUGCUACUGUGGCUGAAGUUCACAAUCCAUUCUCUCUAUCUUCUCGGCCAUUGCUUCAAUGCCCCAGCGGCUGUGGCUGCAUUGGUUGCUUUUAUUCUUAUUAG
Molecule: messenger RNA, 4437 nt
Organism: Puccinia triticina
Lineage: Eukaryota; Fungi; Basidiomycota; Pucciniomycetes; Pucciniales; Pucciniaceae
Exons: 12
Coding region: 1-4437 (1478 amino acids)
Biological process (GO): positive regulation of TOR signaling
Molecular function (GO): protein binding
Source: RefSeq, a predicted model, not a curated record